GGCACCGACGUGCAGCACCGAAGCAGAGUCCCGAAAGGCGGCGGGCCCGGAGCAUGGCGCGGGAGCUGAGCCAGGAGGCCGUGCUGGACUUCCUCUGGGGGGCCGGGGGCAGAGCCCCCAACACGGAGCUGCUCCGCCACUUCCAGCGCUUCCUCCGCGAUCCGACGCUGACGGAUGAGCAGCGGCGGGAGCGGCGGGAAUAUUUCAAGACCCUCGUCAAUUCCUUGGCCACCGUCCACCCCGCCGCCGUCCCCGGCGCCUCCAAGGACAUCGUCCUCCGCCGCAGGUACCGCGACCUUCUCGAUGAGGACCUGGCGCCGGCGGCAGAGGAUCGGCAGGAGGAGGAGGAGGAGGAAGAGAAGGACCCGCUGCCGCCGCCCCGACGCGACCCGGACCGGCGGCGGGGGUCCCCAGGGGAGGGGGCGGAGAAGGGGCGGCCCGGCGUGGGGCAGCUCCCGGGGGCCGCCGUCGCGGGGGGCUGUGCCGCCCGGGGUCGCGGCGGACCCUGCUGCGAGUGCCGCCGGGCUCGCCGCGCCGCUGCCGCUCCGCCGCCUGGCCCCGGGGCUCCGCUCCCCGCCGGGCCGUCCCGCUCCCCGCCGCCCCCCGCCCGCCCGCCCCCAUACCGGACCCGACCGCUCUCCUCGGCGCCCUGGGCUCUGCACCUCGAAGGGCCGCCCCGCACCCGGCCCCCGGAGCUACCGUCGGGGCCUGGGGCGCUCACAUCCGCGGGGCUGCCACCGCCCCGAUCGUCGCCGCUGCCUCCCGCCGGGUCGCCCCCUUUCCAGACCCUGCAGCCGCCCUCUGCCAGACCGGCCCGGCCCCGCUCCCCACCGCUGCCACCGGGGUCCGACGGGUCAGCCCCUUUCGAGUCCCUGCCACCGCAACACCCGAGAGGGCCUCCCCCAGCCCAGUCCCUGCCAUCGGGCCCCGGGGGGUUGUCCACCGACCGGCUGCCUCAGCCCCGGUCUCUGCUGCAGCCCCCCACCAGGAUGUCCUUAUUGAAGGCCCCAGCACCUUCAGCAGGUCCAGGGGGGCGAGCCCCCACCAGACUAUCCCAGUCCCCUUUGCUGUCAUCGGGUCCCAGGGUGCCGUCCCCCACCGGGCCGCCCCAGUUCCGGUCCCUGCUGUGUUCCCCGGGGGUGCUGCCCCUGUCCCGCUCCCUGCAGACGCUCCCUGACAGCCCCUCCCCGUCCCCCCUGCUUGUAGCCGGCCCAGAUGUGCUGCGUUCCACCAGGCUGCUCCCAGCACAGUCCAGGUCCCUGCAGCAACUACCCACCAGCCCAGCCCUUUCCCCAUCAAGGAGAUUCCGGCUGCUGACUCCCAACAGACCAACCCAACCUCAAGCCCUGUCACUGCCAUCAGGUCCUGGGGUGCUGCCUGCCACCAUGGCACACCCAUCCCGAUCCCCAUCACAAUCCCCCACCCAGCCAUCCCCUGCCACACCACCCCCAUCCCAGUCCCUGCAGCCACCCCCUGCCAAACCACCCCCAUCCCAGUCCUUGCAGCCACCCCCUGCUACACCACCCCCAUCCCAGUCCCUGCUGCCAUCCCAGGGCCCUGCAAAGCCCCAAGCCCCAUCCAGCAGCCUCCCAGCACCACUGCCUGUCUUCAGGAGCAUCAGGUGCCAGCUUGCCUUGCCGGAUGAGCAGGACAUCCCCGCAUCCCUGUCACCAGAUGACUGCGGGACGCAGCCCCGCACUCUGCCCUCCAAGAGCUCCCCUCGGAACUCCCCGAGCCGGGUGCCGGCGGUACCGCUGGGGCAGCGGGAGCACGCCUGGCUGGUGGCGGUGUCUGCGGGGCGCUGGGCGAGGGUGCGGGGGCUGUUCCUGGAGGAGCCGGAGCUGGCCCUGCAGAAGGACUUCAUGUCGGGUUUCACCGUCCUGCACUGGCUGGCCAAGCACGGGGACGGGACGGGCCUGCAGGAGCUGGCGGCAGCGGCGCGGCAGGCUGGGCUGGCCCUGGACGUGGACGCCCGCACGGGUUGCGGGUACACUCCGCUGCACCUGGCUGCCAUCCACGGCCACCAGCUUGUCAUCAAGGUGCUGGUGCUGCAGCUGGGCUGCCAGGUGCAGGUGCGGGACAGCAGCGGGCGCCGGCCCUGGGAGUACCUGGGCAGCUCCACCUCGGGGGAGAUCUGGCAGCUCCUGGAGGCACCCCGAGGGACCAUUAUGUUCCCCACGCAGCCCCUGGACCUCAGCGUGUCCUCUGCCAGCAAGGGAUCGCUGUCGGCUGGCAGGGCAGCGCUACCCGCAUGCCUCAGGCUCCAGCACGGCCGCAAGGCAGCGUCCCAGCCGGCGGACAGCGAGGGGGACUGAGAUGAGCUCCCCGGCAUCCCUGGCAUCCCCUGGUGGGACCUCGGUGGCCAUCCCGCGAGAGGAAGCCAGGCAGGCAGAAGAAAAUACUGUGAGACCGACAGACUGAGCCUCUCGAAGAAUGUACUUUUAAAUUAACCCAAUGAACCGUUGUUUGAUACCUCUCUGCCCUCUCUCCCUCUCGUUUCUUGCUUUUCUACCAGAGAGAGGAUUUGACGACUGCUGGAAGCUGGCAGAACCCUUGGUGGGCAGGUCCCAGGCACCCCACGGUCACCAGCGUUAGUGGGACCAUGG
This is a messenger RNA of Calypte anna (Anna's hummingbird), 2606 nucleotides long. It is a transcript of the gene SOWAHB, whose product is annotated as sosondowah ankyrin repeat domain family member B. Lineage: Eukaryota; Metazoa; Chordata; Aves; Apodiformes; Trochilidae. The transcript has a single exon. Bases 54 to 2315 code for a protein of 753 amino acids. The record is from RefSeq and is a predicted model, not a curated record. Gene Ontology annotation, molecular function: protein binding.